AUGGAAGCGAAAUUCGAGGAGAUUUAUGGUGUCAAGCCGGUUUAUCGAGUGAAAUGUCCGGGAAGAGUGAAUUUAAUUGGUGAGCACAUCGACUAUAAUGGUUACGGAGUGUUGCCGAUGGCCAUCGAGUUGGGAACAGAGCUUCUUGUGGCGCCCAUAAAUGAGUCGAAGAUCGAGAUGAGAAAUGUGGAGAUCGAGAAAUACGACCCUUUCACAAUGUCGCUUCCAUCGACUUGGUCAGGAGCAUCACCCCCAAAUUGGUUCGAUUACGUUUUGUGUGGAUGGAGGGGAAUCCUUGACUCGAUUCAACAAGCCGAUCAACAAAAGGGAAUGCUGAUCUUGAUGAAAGGCACAAUCCCUCCAUCGUCGGGCCUCUCCUCUUCGUCGAGUCUCGUCUGCGCAGCCGCUCUUUCCACCCUUGCCAUCCAUACUGGGCAUGGGUUCACUGAGAAAUACACCCGAGAGUGGCUGGCCGAUCUUUGUGCGAAAGCCGAGCAAAUGAUUGGCACUUGUGGCGGUGGAAUGGAUCAGGCUAGUGAGAUUCUUUCCCCGAAAGGAGCCGCUCUUCGAAUCGAUUUUAAUCCGUUAAAAUCAAAGCCGGUUCAUUUACCCAACGAUGCGCUCUUUGUUGUGCUACACUCAGGUGAUACCCUAAAUAAAGCAGCCUCUUCGCAUUAUAAUGAGCGGGUGAUCGAGUGUCGCAUCGCUGCUCAGAUCCUUGGAAAGCAUUUGAAUCUCCCGGAAUGGACGAAUUUCCGUAAACUGAAAGAAGUGCAGGAUAAAUCGGGGAAAGAUCUUGCUGAACUAUUGGAAUUGGUGGAGAGUGUGGUGCCGGUGAAUCCGACAGUCGAUGAAGUGAUCGCUUUGAUUGGCAAAGAGAACCUCGACGCUUUACUAUCAGACAACACAAGACACAUGAAAGAGUUCAAAGCGCAGGCACGAGCUUGGCAUUGCUACGGAGAAGCGAAAAGAGUCGCCGACUUUGAGGAAGCCUGCAAGAAUGGAGAUCUGAUUGCAAUGGGGAAAUUGAUGAAUCAAAGUCAUGACAGCCUGAAAGAGAGAUACGAUUGCAGCAGUCCGGGACUGGAUAAAUUGGUCAAUGAGUGCAGAAAAGCUGGCGUUUUGGGCGCUCGUUUAACGGGAGCUGGCUGGGGUGGUUGCGCAGUCGUUUUGGUUGAUAAAAAGCAUCCGACUGAUUUAUCUCAUCUGCAUGUCCUUUUCGAGUCAUCGCCUUGUGAAGGGAUUACCCUGGAAAAGUUU
Mesorhabditis belari is the source of this 1260-nucleotide messenger RNA. Lineage: Eukaryota; Metazoa; Nematoda; Chromadorea; Rhabditida; Rhabditidae. The record is from the annotation of a GenBank genome assembly.